Molecule: messenger RNA, 801 nt
Organism: Erigeron canadensis
Lineage: Eukaryota; Viridiplantae; Streptophyta; Magnoliopsida; Asterales; Asteraceae
Exons: 3
Coding region: 1-801 (266 amino acids)
Biological process (GO): intracellular manganese ion homeostasis
Cellular component (GO): membrane
Molecular function (GO): iron ion transmembrane transporter activity; manganese ion transmembrane transporter activity
Source: RefSeq, a predicted model, not a curated record
AUGGCAGAAAACGGCGGGGACAGUACUACCAUCCCUCUAAUUCAAGAUGCGAUGGCGGAGAAGAUCAGUGGCGGAAGAGAGAGGCGGCGGCCAAAAGAACCAUUAUGGAAAGGAGAAGUAGUGAAAAGUAUAGUUUAUGCAGGACUAGAUGCCAUUGUUACUUCCUUUUCCCUCAUUUCUUCCAUCUCUGCCGGCCGUUUAUCUUCUGUUGAUGUGUUGGUUUUGGGGUUUGCAAACUUGGUGGCCGAUGGGAUAUCAAUGGGGUUUGGAGACUAUGUUUCGAGCAACACUGAGCGAGAUGUGGCGGCAAAAGAGCGGCUUGUGGCGGAAUGGGAAGUAACCAACCGCCGGAGGAGACAAGAACAAGACUUACUUCUUCGCUAUCAGGCUCUUGGCAUGAACACCCAAGAUGCAACCACGGUUGUGAACAUCUUUUCAAAGUAUAGCAACAUAAUGAUAGAUGAAAACAUGGUCCAAAACGGAAUCCUAUCACCAGACGAGGGUGAAAAGCCAUGGAAAAAAGGCCUAGUAACCUUUGGUGCAUUUUUAGUGUUUGGGAGUGCUCCAAUCCUUGCAUUCAUCAUCCUUAUCCCGUUCACACACAACGAUACUCACAAAUUCAUCGGUGCAUGUGUUAUGUCUGCCCUUGCCUUGGCCACACUUGGAAUCGCUAAGGCGAGGAUUGCUGGUCAAAAUUACGCAAUGUCGAUCGUCGGAACCCUCUUCAAUGGCGCAAUUGCUGGUUUUGCAGCUUAUGGAAUUGGUUGGGUGUUAAGGGAUGUGGCUGGCUUAGAAGAUUAA